UACACGCAAUAAUGGCCGCCAUCAUCGCCCCCUCCGCCGUCCUCGCCCCCCGCGUCGUCGCCUCCAAGGCGCGCGCGGCGCGCACGCUCAAGGCGUCCUCCUUCAAGGGCGCGAAGGUCGCUCCCAAGACGACGUUCACGCGCUCCAAGGUCUCCACCAUGGCGGUCGCGGACUCCAAGAUCAACGCGGACGAGGUCCUCAAGACGAUCUCCGACAAGUGGGAAGACACCGAGAACAAGUCCACGGUGAUCACGUACGUCGCCGGCGCCGCCGCGGUCGUCUGGCUCAGCGGCACCGUCGUCGGCGCCAUCAACUCGAUCCCGAUUCUCCCGAAGGUCAUGGAGCUCGUCGGGCUCGGGUACUCGUCCUGGUUCGUGUACCGGUACGUCCUGUACAAGGACUCCCGCAAGGAGCUUCUGGAGCAGUUCGACGCGCUCAAGGAUAAGGUCUCCGGCGAGUUCUGAUCGGUCGGAGAUCGCCGCGGGCGCGUACGCGGCUACGAUGAGCACUAGCCGCUCGACUUCGCAAAAGGAAAGAUCGCUGUAUGAAUAAACGAACGAAGCUAAAAGUUAAUACGUAC
Messenger RNA from Micromonas pusilla CCMP1545, 580 nucleotides. RefSeq lists its product as uncharacterized. Bases 12 to 464 code for a protein of 150 amino acids. The transcript is spliced from 3 exons. Gene Ontology annotation, cellular component: thylakoid. Lineage: Eukaryota; Viridiplantae; Chlorophyta; Mamiellophyceae; Mamiellales; Mamiellaceae. The record is from RefSeq and is a predicted model, not a curated record.